This is a messenger RNA of Paralichthys olivaceus (Japanese flounder), 3158 nucleotides long. It is a transcript of the gene gpr176, whose product is annotated as G protein-coupled receptor 176. Gene Ontology annotation, cellular component: plasma membrane. The record is from RefSeq and is a predicted model, not a curated record. Gene Ontology annotation, molecular function: G protein-coupled receptor activity. Gene Ontology annotation, biological process: G protein-coupled receptor signaling pathway. NCBI's taxonomy places the organism in Eukaryota, Metazoa, Chordata, Actinopteri, Pleuronectiformes, Paralichthyidae.
AUGCUCACCUUGUGUGGAAUUUCUAAUGAAUUUAACAAACAUUGCCAACUCAACGUGGCUUUAACGAAAGUUAAAUGGCAGCAGCGGCUCGUCCGGGAGCAAAGCUACCGGGACUUCACCACCACCAUCCAGGUGUUCAUCCUCAUAGGUUCGCUGCUCGGAAACGCCACGGUGUUGUGGUGCACCUGCUGCACGAGCGUCUUCAAAUCCGUGACCAAUCGCUUCAUCAAGAACCUGGCAUGCUCAGGUAUCUGUGCCGGCCUGGUGUGCAUUCCCUUUGACGUGGCACUCGGAGCCAGCCCCCGCUGCUGCUGGUGGCUUCACACGCUGCUGCUCUGCAAGGCCGUCAAGUUCCUCCAGAAACUCUUCUGCUCCGCCACCGUGCUCAGCUUCAGCGCCAUCGCACUCGACAGAUAUUACUCUGUGCUGUACCCGUUGGAGAGGAAGAUCUCAGAUGCAAGGUCCAGAGAUCUGGUCAUCUACAUCUGGGUCCAUGCGGUGGUGGCGAGCCUCCCUGUGUUUGCAGUGACCAACGUGACAGAUGUGUACGUCACCUCAUCCUGCUCAGAUGACCACGCCCGCUCGCUGGGUCACAUGGUGUACGUGUUGAUCUACAACGUCACCACGGUGAUCCUCCCUCUCGCCCUGGUUUUCCUCUUCAUGCUGCUGAUCCGCAGAGCGCUCAGUGCCAGCCAGAAGAAGAAGGUGAUCAUCGCGGCACUGCGGACUCCACAGAACAGCAUCUCCAUCCCGUACGUGUCCCAGCGAGAGGCUGAGCUACACGCCACUCUGCUGGCUGUGGUGCUAGCCUUCUUCGCCUGCAGCGCCCCCUAUGGGGCCCUGGUGGUUUAUCGCACCAUUUUGGCAGACACCAAGGAGCUGCCCAUCUCACUGUAUCUAACGGCCCUCUGGCUCCCCAAGGUGUCUCUGCUCACCAACCCUCUCUUGUUCCUGACUGUUAACCGCUCAGCUCGUCACAGCUGGAUGGAACUGCUGGCCAGGAUUCACAGACGUUACAGCCGUCGUAACGUGGUCGGCUCCGGGGGUCUGGCCUCUUUAUCAGCAGAGGGCGUGAUCGGGGAGCCAGUGGGACUUGAGACAGCCGGCCGCUCUGGGAGCCAACUUCUGGAGAUGUUCAACAUUGGCCAGCAGCAGAUCUUCAGACCCUCUGAGGAAGAGGAGGAUGCGGGGUAUGAGAUUCCUUCUCAAGGAUCAGGAAACUGCUCUGGGCCACAAGAGGACCUCAAGAGCCAGUUGAGACUAGGGAGCCUCAGAGGGGAGGUGAUCACCAAAAAGGACCCUCUGCAGGGCACAGGGGGUGGACUGGUCAUCACCAAAGAGGGCUCUCCUGCAAUCAUAGCACCACGGAGCUCUCCGGUCCACACGUGUGCUUACACCUCUUCAUCGCAGGUGGCGCCAGCGACGCCGACAGACGCUGAGGACUCUUCACAGUUUGGUUUUGGACCAUUUGAGCUCCCUCCUCAGUGGUUACCUGAGACCAGGAACAGUAAGAAGAGGCUGCUGCCUCCGCUGGGUAACACACCCGAGGAGCUGAUCCAGACCAAACUACCCAGACCUCGGCCUGAGCGGAGAAUCAGCAGAAACAAUAAGGUCAGCACCAUCUCCACUGUGGACCAGUGAAUCCCUGCUGACCUCCGACCUGCGACACCUCACGGGUCAAUCAGGUCUCGACAGGACGUCUCUCUUUGGAGCUGCUCGGUGAGAUGCUCAGUUUCAUUCGGGUGAUUUCAACCUUUUGACUUGUUUCGAUUUUAUUCUCAGAUGCAGUCGUCAUUGUAGAAGUCUCCACUUCACUGCACAAAAUCUAGACGCCCGAGGCCCUGCAGUUUUCUUCUUGGAACAAAAAUCAAUUUGACAUUAAACAUUUACAACACAGUCCGACUUCCCUAGCACCCGGGCAGAGUCAGCUCCGUAGUUAAGGACCUCUACAAUGAAGGCGUGAUUGAGAGCAGAUACUGUUUUCAAUCCCCCUCUUUUGAUUAGAGCUGGCAUCAGUGGUUCAAUGAAGACAGUGUAGAAUCCAAUUAUGCUGAGAGAUGCACUGAUACUGGAUAAUAUAAUGUGACAAUAAUUGAGGAUAUUGACUCUCCUAGCACAACAUUUUGUAAAAUGGGUACACGCUGUGAUUGCACUCUGUAAAAACAAAAAGAUUAUCUUCAGUAUUUGGGAUUAAUUUUUAUUCUGAAUUGUCACUUUUGGAAUAUUUGCAUUUCUUCUAAUGUGGUAGAUGUCAUUGUCGUCAUUUGUAUUUUAAAUGUAAGUGGAUUUGAUAAAACAAUGCAGAUGUACAGUAUGCAAAUACACGUUAUAAAAUAUGUUUAGAGCUUCUUUAAACAAAGAACGUGGAUCUUUUAGACCCAAUUGAUCGAUUUUAAAUGAUUCCUUGCUGGUUUCCUGAAAAUCAAUUGCUCAGUCACUUUGUAAAAUAAAGAAAAUGACGGCAGAAAGACAUUUUAUAUCCUUGGACACUCAAUGAGAUGAUGUUCAGUUUCAUUUUUGUUUAUCUUUUUCACUCUGACACUGUCCGCUCUGUUUUCUUUGUGAUGCAUAAUUCAAUAGCAGCAGCCUCAACCUGACGGCUUUGGCUGAGGUAAACAGAGCUGGGCUGCACUUCAAAUAUUUGUCAAGCUGUAACUCCCUUUGGGGCUACCCACAAUCCCCUGCAAUGUCCACAAAGAAGCUGAAUCUAUGCCGUAUCCCUCUCAUGCUUUUAUCAGGAAAUUGAGCAGUCACGCCUGACUGGAAACAGCAUCCACUUCUACAACUUGAUGAGUUUGUUUUUCUACGUCUGUUCUAAAUAACGACUGUAGUAUUGACUUUAUUUGACAGGUACACAGUGGUUGCUUUGGUAAAUCUGCAUCACAGACGAAACACCGAGCCUAAGUGAUGUAGGAAAUUUAAAGUGUCACAUGAAACAGGAAGAUGAUUGAUUUUCCUGGUGUGAGUGUUUAAGAAAAAACUGGCCAUUGCCCAGAUUUCUCACCUGGCUUCAUUCAAGGCUGAUUCAAAUAAAAAUCUUUUUGAGAAGAUCCAUCCGUCCAUCCAUUACCUACACGGGGAGAAAAUGCCGACUCCACACAAAGACUCCCAGUUCCAGGCUUCUCAUACAUUUAGUUCCUGUUGCAAAGCUUUUUCAG